AUGCAAGAGGCGAACAAGCUAAUUCUUCUAGGAAAUGAUAGCAUCCCCUAUUCAAAGAGAGUUGAACUUGCUCUCAAGAUCAAAGGCGUACCUUUCGAGCUUGAGCAACAAGAGUCCAUUGCUUCUCCAACACAACCCAGUUCUCAAAAGAGUACCCGCGAUUCACAACCCAGUAGAGCUACUCUGGAAUCACUUGUCAUCAUUGAAUAUAUUGACCAAACUUGGAAGCAAGAACCAAAAUUCUUGACAGAAGAUCCCAAUGAAAGAGCCAGAAUUUUGUUCAUUUGUGCUCUCCAGAUUUUCAGUUGUUUGACAGCAUAUCCAAGAUCAUGGUUACCCAGGAGAAAGCGUGUGAGAAAGAUUAGUCGUGCUGGAAGAAGGAAUGGGAAUUAUCUUCACGAAAUCCAUGGGGAAGAUCGAGGUGUUGUAGGUUGCAACACUAUAUGCUUUGCUUUCAAGGCUCAAGAAAAG
Messenger RNA from Nicotiana tabacum (common tobacco), 471 nucleotides. The record is from RefSeq and is a predicted model, not a curated record. Lineage: Eukaryota; Viridiplantae; Streptophyta; Magnoliopsida; Solanales; Solanaceae.